CAGGAGAAUAUCACCUCUCCUUCCAAAAAAAGGGAAAAAAUGAAUCAAAUGAUAAUAAUCAUCAUCCUAGGAAGAAGGACAAAAUGAUAAAUCCUCAAGUUAGAAGAGAGGAAGGAAGGUUGCCUCCCUUUUUCAAAUCCUUUCCCCCCUGUUUUUGAAAAUGUUUACCUCCUUGCUUUUCUUUUGCAAAACUGGAGAGGAGGGGGAGAGUCUUCUCUCUUCCUUUCUUGAAAUAAUCCUAUUUUGUUGUAUUUUCUGUGCAAAUAUAGGGCCUCGUUGCUUUGCAAAAGCAAAAGGGGUGUUUGCUUUUUUGAGAUUCUCUCACCCUGUCCCUUCUUCUUUUUCUUUAGGUUGCAAUGGGUUUAUAUUUGCUGUUCCUUCGUCCUUAGGCACAGCAAGCCCUCCGAGGACAAGCCUUCCGCUUCUGCUUCUGCUUCCUCCUCCUGAUGAUGAUGAUGUCCUGAAACGUACAAACGGAAACGGUAAUUCGUCGACUUCCUACCAGCCCCAGAAAGGAGGGGGAAGGAAAGGCAUCAUUGCAGAGAGAGAGACACACACAGCCCUGGGUUGCGUGCCUUGCGCUGGCUUUUUGCAACUGCCACCAAGCAACUCCCUUUUGCACUGAGUGAGAAAAAAGUGUUUGAAAUCAAAGCUGCCCAUAUGGAUCCAUAAGGAGAUAGCAAACAAAUUGGACCUGGAGCCUGGGAGACCAAAUCCUUGCCUAGGAGAGGCCUUUUUUUUACAACAAGGAGUACAGUAUAAACCCCUGGAUUGACCUUGGGGUUUCAACUAUUUUUCUUUGACCAGCACCAAAGGAUCCAGCAUACAGGGGUUCAGAUUGCAUAUAGGGCAGGAGAACAUCCUCAUUCCCUUGCUUUAUUGGAAAGGAGACUAAUGCCGCAAAGGUAGCUUCACCUGGGUUGUACCUACCAGCAGUAACUCUUCAGUAGCCAGGAGAAAAGCAAGGAGGGAGAAACAAGGAGCCAGCAUUGCCAGCCAUGUGUGCGGUUUGGCUGCAGGUCGGACAAUGCGGCAAUCAGAUUGGACAGGAAUGGUGGCAAAUCAUUACCAGUGCAAAUAAAAAAGAAAUUGACAUGUACCCGUUCUACUCCCUUGAUGGCAAGCUGAGUGCUAUCUGCGUGGACAGUGAGCCCAAAGUUGUCAGGAGGUUGCAGAAGCAGAUCAAAAGAAAAGUGUUCAGAGAGUCUAAUCUCAUCGUGGGGAAGGCAGGAAGAGGCAACAACUGGGCUUAUGGUUAUCAUGGCGCCCGUCGUAAGAAUGAGCAGGACUUGUUUGAUCAGACGAUGGAGGCCCUGCGAAAGGAGGUGGAGCGCAAGGACUGCUACUGCGGGACAGUGAUAUUCCACAGCCUGAGUGGGGGUACAGGAGCUGGCCUGAGUUCCCGGUUGUGUGAAGCCAUCAGGGAGCAAUAUCCACUCGGUCGGAUCCUGUCAGUUUCGGUGGCCCCGCACCAAAGUGGGGAAAGUUCUCUUCAGCACUACAACUCCUUACUGUGCCUUUCUUGGCUGCAGAGGUAUGCAGAUGGCAUCCUUCUGUUCCAUAAUGAUGAGGUGUUGAAGCGGGUGGCAGCCCUACAGGGGAAGGAAAUGGCUGAAGCUUCGUGUCAGGUCUCCUUCACAACCAUGAACACUUACAUCACUUCCUGCCUGGCUGGGCUUCUCCAUCCACUCAAAGUUUUCACGACACAAAGUGGUAUCAGCAUGGGUAUGGAGCCCUGGGAGCUGCUGCAAUCUGUCUGCCCCAUGCCAGGCCUCAAAUACCUACAUACAGCUCAAAGCAGCACAAGGGGAACAGUGUUUUGGGACAGACUAGCAUCUUCGGUGGCACACCCCUUGCCUCGCAAGUCUCCUGGUGGAAACCCUCAUUGCAGCCUUGCUCUGCUGGCUGUGGCCCGGGGUCCCCAGGAAGACAGCUUUCUCCUGAAUCACGCUUUGGUGCUAAGGAAGCUCAAGCAGGCCUACCGCUGUGUCUCGUGGAACCCGUUCCCUGCCACGUACUGGACAGACCCUUUGUCCAGCUUUGCACCUCCAGACCACCACAGUCACACACUGACCGUCUGUGCCAACCACAGCAGCUCGGCUGACUUUCUCCAGAGGGUGGAGCAGCGGGCAAAGGCAAUGUACAAGAAGGGUGCCUUCCUGCACUGGUACCAGAGGCAUGGCUGUGAAGGAGAGGAGUUUGGGGAGGCUUUUGAAACAGUCGGUUCGGUUGUGGAGGAAUACAGUCACCUUGGUGACUGAUACUGUUGGCUUUGCUGCAACCAGUACAGGAACAGGUUGUGACACUUGGAAGGACACAUCACCACAAAGAUCCUAUCAUUGCUGUUGCCACACCUGGGCUAAACAGUGUGGCUUGGCUUCAGCUGUGCUUGUACCACUCAGGACAGUCUGUCUUCCUUGUAUGGAUACUUCUCGAAUGAUUCUCAGGCAGGAAUGUGCUUAGAAAGUGUGAAAGCAAAAUUGGUCACCUACCUAAAACUUUUCAGGGAAGGUCUUGGCAACAGGAGUGCCUUGAAAUCUCAUGUCCUGUUGGUGUACCUCCACCAAAAGAGAGGCAUAUGCCUCUUCAGGAAUGGAAGAAAAAUCCUCUGCCAUGAUUGUGAUAGCCUCCAUCCCCAAGAGAAAGAAGUAGCCCAAAAACCAUUAUCUCCCCACAUUGGUUUUUCCACAGAAGGGAAAGAUUAUGAAGAAAUUUGCUCUGUGUUGGGGAUCCCUAUUGAGAAUGCCCCUUUCUCCCAUCUUCCUUUGCAAGCAUGCUGGGCAUUGGGCCUCAUCCCCUUUUUAAAACAAAACCAAACGUGGUCAGAUCCCUCCUGGGUCUUUAAAGGUGCUAUUUGGGACCCAAAUUCUGGAAUAGUAUUAAAUGGGCGUAGGGGGUCAUACUCCCUGGAGGUUUAUUGGGGAGAGGGGGGACACAGUUGUCCAGAUUAGAAGAAGAACGGACCAGCAUCUGAGAGGGGCCUCUGAGACUCUGGGGAAGAGUCUGGAAAGCAUUAGUGGCCAUUUCCCUCCCUGGAGGAAAGCAACUCCCAUGCAGCAUUCUCACCCCAUGGGCAGUUUAGUACAGAAGGGCAAGAAAGAUGACCGGUUCCCCUCAAGAACAAGCAGCUCUUGCCUUCUUUCCCCUUUCAUCCAUUUUAAAGGUCAACCCCAGAUCAACCCUUUCUAGGGCUGCCAGGUUGGCUCUGGGAUGUGGCCGAAGAAAACAAGCUCCAAGUAGCUAGAGUGGUUGGCAGAAAACAUCUCAAAAUGUGAAGUCAUCUCAAAAUGUGAAGUCAUGGCCGGCAUCCAUAGUUUUGUGGCAUCCCUUCCUUUGUUAAAAUCGCCUCUGCAGCUGAUGUCUGGCCAAACAGCUGCUCAGUGCUCUGCCUUCUCUCUUGGUGACAAAAUCUUCCCCUUGUCUUGGGCACCUGUUUGUUUUUCCUGACCGCAGUCGGCUGGGCCCUGCCUUUGCUCCCACUUGACCAGACAAGCACAGAUGAAUAAUUGCCAAGCGCCACUUAGUUCACGGGCGAAGAGGAAGCCUUGGCAGAUGCUUAUCUUCAGGUGCACUGGAAAAAAACUUUUGAACUGGGUCCCUUUCAUACAAAAUGAGCUUUUCGCUCUAGGCUUGAACUUAGUCUCACAUUAUCUUAGAAACGGUUCAUUUCCAGAAUUCUCCAAGUUUGCAGCCCCCCAGACCUAACAAGGUUUUGUCAGGGAAGGAUUGAAAGAAUGGACAGAAUCAUGUUGAGGAGUUACAUCUUCCUAAAUGGUCUUAUGUCUACAGGAAUUAGAAUUGCAAUACGGUCAGCUCUCCACUUCUGCAACUUUGACUUUUACAGAUUUGAUUAUUGGUGAAUUUGAUUAAUAUGUUUUCUCUCAGAAUCUCUAGGUCCUCCAGCACAAACCUGCUUGAAAUUGAUCAUAGAGUUGUGCUGGAGGACUUAGAGAUUA
Molecule: messenger RNA, 3956 nt
Organism: Sceloporus undulatus (fence lizard)
Lineage: Eukaryota; Metazoa; Chordata; Lepidosauria; Squamata; Phrynosomatidae
Product: tubulin beta-1 chain-like
Exons: 14
Coding region: 999-2261 (420 amino acids)
Biological process (GO): mitotic cell cycle; microtubule cytoskeleton organization
Cellular component (GO): cytoplasm; microtubule
Molecular function (GO): GTP binding; structural constituent of cytoskeleton
Source: RefSeq, a predicted model, not a curated record